GCGAAGCACAGCACGAGAUCUCCGAAGCGUCUAAGGAGAUUAAGGCGGCCCAGUAGCAACUGCGUGGGGCCUCAAAGAACAGCGCCUUCGAGGCGACCCUGAAGGAGAUGCUCAAGGCGGUGCGGAAGAAGCGCAGCAUCGCGAGGUGGAAAGCACUGGAAACGUUCUUCGAGGGCUAUGUACGGCAGCUCGAGAAGAAGAGCCGCGAGGGGGAUCAGGCGGGUUUCUACAGGCACCUGAAGAUGAUCGA
Messenger RNA from Ectocarpus sp. CCAP 1310/34, 250 nucleotides. The record is from the annotation of a GenBank genome assembly. NCBI's taxonomy places the organism in Eukaryota, Phaeophyceae, Ectocarpales, Ectocarpaceae.